AUGGCUCACGACUUCUUCCAUAGCCCUCUUCCUGAAACAGAUCGACGUCGUUUCUUAUCUGAAUGCACACGCAAUGUAGAGCGUACCUAUGUCGCUCCUAGCCUCAACAACGUACCGGUGGCCACACAGACAAAAAGUGUUGACACUCAGUUUAUAGAUGUGCAAUAUCGUCUAUCCGGAAUCACCUGCCCUAUCAAUUACUUUGUACACCGCGUGCUACUGGAUGGAAGUGUCACUGCAGACGCGGCUAUCGAAUUUGCAAACGUUAUUCAUGCCCUUUUGGCAGAUACAGCCUCGCACAUCAUUCAGGUUCGCGUUGAGAACAUAUUUCUGGCUACUAGAAUUCGUGGAUCAGCCCCUCAUAUGGCACCAGCAACGCAGGAACCACUGUUGGAUCCCAAAGCCUUGGUUGAACAUGUCCAUUUGUCAAAGGCAGUACAAGCUACCAGCAUGCACUCCCAGAACCUGCAACCGAGGAAAGGAAAGGCUAAUUCCCCUCGCACAAACUCGCAUAACUCAGCCCAGCACGAGCAUGACUACGAUGAACGUAACACUAGACACUAG
This is a messenger RNA of Zychaea mexicana, 564 nucleotides long. RefSeq lists its product as uncharacterized. The transcript has a single exon. Lineage: Eukaryota; Fungi; Mucoromycota; Mucoromycetes; Mucorales; Lichtheimiaceae. The coding region runs from base 1 to 564 and encodes 187 amino acids. The record is from RefSeq and is a predicted model, not a curated record.